Arabidopsis lyrata subsp. lyrata is the source of this 1306-nucleotide messenger RNA. RefSeq names its product receptor-like protein 12. The coding region runs from base 269 to 958 and encodes 229 amino acids. The transcript is spliced from 2 exons. Lineage: Eukaryota; Viridiplantae; Streptophyta; Magnoliopsida; Brassicales; Brassicaceae. Gene Ontology annotation, molecular function: protein binding. The record is from RefSeq and is a predicted model, not a curated record.
CGGUCAUAACCAACUGGUGGGCAAACUUCCUAGAUCUUUGAUCCGUCUCUCUGCUCUUGAAGUUCUGAAUGUGGAAAACAACAGAAUCAACGACACGUUUCCGUUCUGGUUGUCUUCUCUUAAAAAUCUGCAAGUUCUUGUCUUACGCUCCAAUGCAUUUCACGGACCGAUACAUCAUGUCUCGUUCCAUACACUGCGAAUCAUCGACUUAUCGCAUAAUCAAUUCAAUGGAACUUUGCCAUCAAACUAUUUUGUGAACUGGAAUGCUAUGUCGUCACUUAAGGCAAACGAGGAUCGGUCUCAAGAAAAAUACAUGGGAGACUCUUUUCGAUAUUACCAUGAUUCAGUGGUUUUGAUGAAUAAAGGCUUAGAGAUGGAGCUGGUACGCAUCCUAAAAUUCUACACAGCUCUCGACUUUUCUGAAAACAAAUUUGAAGGAGAGAUUCCAAGAUCCAUCGGUCUAUUGAAAGAGCUUCAUGUUCUUAACUUCUCAAGCAAUGCUUUCACCGGCCACAUCCCAUCAUCUAUGGGGAAUCUAAGAGAGCUCGAGUCACUGGACGUUUCUCAAAACAAGCUUUCAGGAGAAAUUCCACAAGAACUAGGGAACCUCUCGUUCCUUGCCUACAUGAACUUCUCUCACAACCAGCUUGGAGGUCUAGUACCAGGGGGAACUCAGUUUCGUAGGCAAAACUGCUCUUCUUUCAAGGACAACCCUGGACUUUAUGGCUCUUCACUUGAAGAAGUUUGUGUAGAUAUUCAUGCACCAGCACCACAACAACAUGAACCGCCAGAGCCAGAGGAAGAAGACAGAGAGGUGUUCAGUUGGAUAGCAGCUGCAAUAGGAUUCGGACCUGGUAUUGCCUUUGGAUUGACGAUUGGAUACAUAUUGGUUUGCUACAAACCAGAUUGGUUCAUGCAUACCUUUGGCCGAAACAAACAAAUAAGUAAAAGCACCUGAACUCGUUAGAGAGGCAUUUAGAACCUACCUGAAGAAUCUCGAAGAAGAAAAUCAAAGCAACCAGAAGAACUCCAAGAAAGUCAACUUACAACCUCUGCACAUGAAAAAAGUUUGAGGAGAAAGCAAUCAAACAAUGUCCAACUAUGGACUGGUUUAGAUUUCUGUUAUUGUAUAGUAUUGUUUAGUUUGGUGUGUUCCUUAUUUACUCUGUUUUUAGUCAACUUUUUGUUGUUUACAAUUAGUUGAACAACUCUGUUCAGUCAACUUUUAUGCUUUUAUGUUAUUGAGCAAGUACCUCAAAUACAUUGACACGAAUUGGCAGAAGUAUUGGAACUCAAAGAUUUGUUU